GCAAUGCGAACCACCUAACUGACGAAUUCGAUUGGAUCAAGGAUGUAUGGGCAACCUCCUGCUCUCCCAAGAUAAGAAUGUUCCUUUGGUCGAUAGCUCACGAUGCCUUGUCCUUGGGAAAGAACCUAUAAGAAGGGAAAUUAAUUCAGAUGUGAAAUGCCCAAGAUGUAAGAGUUUUGAGUCUCCUAUACAUACCUUCUUCAUGUGUCCUUUUGCGCAAAAGGUUUGGAGCAAAAUCCCUCUUAAAGAAGCAGUUCACAUAGCUGCCACAGAUAACGUCAAGUCAGCAAUGGUCCGGUUCCGCACAGCGAUCUGUCUACCACCAUCUGGAAUACCGAACAGUAUAUUACCAUGGGUUUGUUGGUCGAUUUGGAAAGACAGUAACUCACUAAUCUUUGAAGGAGAAAGCGCACAACCUGAAGAUGUAGCAAUGAAAGGCAUAGCUUUAGCACGGGAAUGGAGCGAAGCACAAGGAUCAAAAGUUAAAGCUCAGAAGACUCACACAAUUCUUCAGAUAAGUAAAACAAGAGACCUUCCUCAAUCCAAUCCACAGAUCGCCGUUCGACUCAGGGCGGGACUUGCUUGAAUUCUCACCGAAACACCGGCUACGGUAGUAAAGAAUGACACCUCGAUUCAGGACUUCGUCACCUCGCCGCUGGUCGCUGAGGCGCUGGCGAUCAGGGAAGGGCUCUAUUGAACUGCAAGCCAGGAGAUCUCACAUCUCUGGAUCUGCUCCGACAAUCUAACGUUCAUUGGAGUAAUUACCAACAAGACACAGAGGAAAAAACUGUUGGGGAUCAUCAAAAGACAUCCAGAAUCUCUUGUUUGUAUUUGUUUCAAUUGAUUUCUUUCAUAUUCCGAGAGAAAAGAACGAAGAGACUGAUGCUUUAGCAAAAGCCUCUCUCAAGAACUCUUUUGUGUAAUGAACCUCUCUUUUUUUUUUUCCCAACUGGUUGAUUUUUAAUAAAAGGAAUGGGCCAAGCCCAGAGUACACGGAUAAACAGCCCAAAUACAUAAACGGCUAAACGAGGCCCACAAACAACAAACUACAACC
Molecule: messenger RNA, 1054 nt
Organism: Brassica rapa (field mustard)
Lineage: Eukaryota; Viridiplantae; Streptophyta; Magnoliopsida; Brassicales; Brassicaceae
Source: RefSeq, a predicted model, not a curated record